CUCUCAAAUGUGGAUAGCUGUCAGGUUACCAUGCAAGCUGAUAGAGCAUAGGCUGGCUCAUUUGCCUUUCCGGGAGUAAUACAUGUCAUUAGACACGCCAAUCUAACUGCAUUUAUUUCCCUGCUGUGUUUAGUCAAGUUUGGGACCUCGCUAAGCCUUUUUUUCGAAUAAAUUUGCUCACUUAUUGUCAGCUAGUGUGCGGCAGUUAGCUAACCGACGACCGUGUCGUUAAAAAGCUAAACGCUCCUUGUUUGUUGGGCUAAAAUAAGGUGGCGCUGCUCACAAUCAGUUUCUGUGACAUCAACACUGAACUUUGAGAAUGAAUGUCGCUAAAACUGGUUACCGUGUGUUUUCCGCAAACUCCUCCGCUGCCUGCACAGAGUUGGCUAAGAAGAUAACAGAGCGGUUGGGGGUUGAACUGGGGAAGUCUGUAGUCUUUCAAGAAUCUAACGGAGAGACAAGAGUGGAUGUGAAAGAAUCUGUUCGUGGGCAGACCAUUUUCAUUAUCCAAACCAUACCAAGAGAUGUCAACACAGCCAUCAUGGAGCUCCUUAUUAUGGCUUAUGCUCUUAAGACUUCCUGUGCAAAGAACAUUAUUGGAGUUAUUCCUUACUUCCCCUACAGCAAGCAAUGCAAAAUGAGGAAGAGAGGCUCCAUAGUGUGCAAACUCUUAGCUUCAAUGUUGGCUAAAGCAGGAUUGACGCACAUCAUCACCAUGGACCUGCAUCAGAAGGAGAUCCAGGGCUUUUUCAGCUUUCCAGUGGAUAAUCUGCGUGCCUCCCCAUUCCUGAUUCAGUACAUUCAAGAGGAGAUUCCUGAUUACAGAAAUGCCAUCAUUGUGGCAAAGUCUCCUGCUGCAGCUAAAAGGGCUCAGUCCUACGCAGAACGUCUCCGACUGGGUCUGGCUGUGAUCCACGGUGAGGCCCAGUGUGCAGAGUCGGACAUGGCCGAUGGAAGACACUCCCCACCAUGUGUGCGCAACACCACAGGGCACACAGGACUGGAGCUACCCUCAGGCAAACAACAGGCUCCGUUCCCUGGCAUAGAACUUCCAAUAAUGAUGGCCAAGGAGAAACCUCCGAUUACUGUAGUUGGAGAUGUUGGUGGAAGAAUCGCCAUAAUAGUGGAUGAUAUAAUAGACGAUGUAGGAGACUUUGUUGCUGCUGCAGAAAUCUUGAAAGAGAGAGGGGCCUAUAAAAUCUACAUUAUGGCCACCCAUGGUUUACUUUCUGCAGAUGCUCCUCGUCUCAUAGAGGAAUCCGCCAUUGAUGUGGUGGUCGUGACAAACACGGUGCCCCACGAGGUGCAGAAGCUACAGUGCCCAAAAAUCAAGACUGUGGACGUCAGCAUGAUAUUAGCCGAGGCGAUCCGCCGUAUCCACAACGGGGAGUCUAUGGCCUACUUAUUUCGCAAUAUCACAGUGGACGACUAAGUUGAGUGGGUAAUGGGCGUCUCUGCACCUAUGCUAACAAAACGCUGUUCCGUGUGUUGGCUUUGAAUGACAUGCAUAUAUGUAUCCUGAUUAAUUUAAAGAACUUCUCAAAAUUUACCAAAUAAUUUGUCUUCUUCCUGAAAGCUAAUAAAACGUGUAUUUUUUUGUUCCUUUUAUAAAAGCACUUGCUGGCUCAUUGAGAAAACAUUUGAUGUUAUUCCCGACAUAAAUCAAAGGAAGUAAUCGUCAGAAAUAGCUUAUUUACAUGUUUCUAAUUAAAAAGUGAGGGUUAUAACUAGAUCGCUGGCUGCCGUUUCUAGCAGCUGUUCAAAAACAUUGUGUGUGAAUAAAUUUCACGGGAGAAGUUAUUACAAGAUGCGGCUGUCCUACAGGUAGUGAAACUGAAGACAGAAUGUGUCUGGCUGUUUAACCAAUGAGCUGGGAGUGUCACUUUUAACCUGUUUCAGCCCUGGAAGCCUCCUGCUCUGAGUAAAUCCAAGUCAGUGCCAAAUAUGAGAAGCCACACAGUGAAAAGUUGAAUGCAUUUAAGAGACGGAUGCUGCUGCUGGUUUCAGUGUGGUGCUUCAGCAUACCGUAGUUUAUUGUGUUGGCCCUGCCACAGAUCAAUGUUUGCACACAGAUUAAACCGGAUUUGGAGAAAAGACAAAAAGGGAGGUUGUGUUUACUUCGAUCUAAGAAAUACAUGGUUUCACAUAAAUCAGAAAUAUCUAUAUUUAUAAUUGUAAAAUUAUGGUGUAUAGUUUUUUUUGUUUCCUUCCAACUUAAAAAAAAUACUAAUUCCAGUUAUUUUUUUGUCAUACAGUACAAAAGUUCAUAUUUUCAUAUAGAGAGUAAUCUGCAGAAAAUAGCUGAUCAUCUGCCUGCUUAUGAAGUUAACAAAGCAUGUUGCUUUUCCUAAGAAAAGCAAAAGAAGAAACUCCGUUAUUGUAAGGACUGCUUUAUUCAGCUUUUUUGUCUUAUUGUAAGGGACGUUUGAUAAAUAUUACAUCAAGAAAUUUGCAGAAAUCCAUUAAAUUGUAUUUAUUGCCUGGUCCACUAAACUAAACAGCAGUACUAAAUUAGAUUACUUAAAAUUGUCACCCAUUUCCCCCAGCAUUAGUUCAUUCUGGUAUUACCUCUACUGAGGUUUAUGGUGAACUGGCAGAAAUGUGAACAUGGGCCCUAUGAUCCAUUUUAUUUCUACUUAUAAUCAUUUUUACCCUCCACUUUUUCCUGUCUUAAGUUUUACUGAAUUUUAGAAAACAAUGAUUCUUAGGAUAAACAAAAGGGAAUUUCAUAGGCCUCUUGGUGAUGCUGGAGAGUGGCUUUACUUCACCUACGUUUUUCUCAGGGAAAUACACUUUAGAUGCCAAUGCACAUUUAUUUGCUCCUCCUGAGUUUUUCAGGGUGUUUACCCGCUGCACCUGUUUAAAUAGAAAAAAAAAAGCAUUUGGUGAAAAUGUCUUCCAUGCAAAAGUGAUGUUUGACUUUACAUCUUUUAACCAGCAGUUUUUUUUGGUUUAAAAAAAAAAAGCUGGAUUAUUUUUUCCUUGAAAUAUUAAUAGAACAUUUGAGAGUGUUAACAAGCCAGUGUUGUGUUAGCAUGAACUUAAGAAGUGUGUGCAUCGAAUGACACUCCCGUUUAAGCUCUAACUGCAUCUGUGUUUAAUGCAUUUGGUAAUGUCUCGUCUGUAUUUACGGUUCCAGAUUCCCUCUCCGUAGCCCUCUGUCUGACUCUGUUAUUAAUUGUAUAUGCAAAUAAAAUAGUUGCCUCCUU
Molecule: messenger RNA, 3209 nt
Organism: Girardinichthys multiradiatus
Lineage: Eukaryota; Metazoa; Chordata; Actinopteri; Cyprinodontiformes; Goodeidae
Product: phosphoribosyl pyrophosphate synthase-associated protein 1
Exons: 11
Coding region: 320-1432 (370 amino acids)
Biological process (GO): 5-phosphoribose 1-diphosphate biosynthetic process; purine nucleotide biosynthetic process
Cellular component (GO): cytoplasm; ribose phosphate diphosphokinase complex
Molecular function (GO): magnesium ion binding; ribose phosphate diphosphokinase activity
Source: RefSeq, a predicted model, not a curated record